Molecule: messenger RNA, 2088 nt
Organism: Poecile atricapillus (Black-capped chickadee)
Lineage: Eukaryota; Metazoa; Chordata; Aves; Passeriformes; Paridae
Gene: KHDRBS2
Product: KH RNA binding domain containing, signal transduction associated 2
Exons: 12
Coding region: 1-1098 (365 amino acids)
Biological process (GO): regulation of alternative mRNA splicing, via spliceosome
Cellular component (GO): nucleus
Molecular function (GO): mRNA binding; poly(A) binding
Source: RefSeq, a predicted model, not a curated record
AUGGAGCAGGACAAGUACCUGCCCGAGCUGAUGGCCGAGAAGGACAGCCUGGAUCCCUGCUUUGUUCACGCGAUGCGCCUCCUGGAAGACGAAAUGGAAAAAUUUCAGGGUUCGGAAGGCAAGAAGGAAGAUGAAGAAAAGAAGUAUCUUGAUGUCAUCAGCAACAAAAACAUAAAGCUGUCAGAGAGAGUUCUGAUCCCUGUCAAACAAUAUCCAAAGUUCAAUUUUGUUGGGAAAUUGCUUGGACCAAGAGGAAACUCUUUAAAGAGGUUACAAGAAGAAACAGGUGCAAAAAUGUCCAUCCUGGGAAAAGGAUCCAUGAGGGAUAAAGCUAAGGAGGAAGAACUAAGGAAAAGCGGAGAAGCCAAAUAUGCGCACUUGAGUGAUGAGCUCCAUGUAUUAAUUGAAGUGUUUGCUCCACCUGGGGAAGCGUAUUCUCGUAUGAGUCAUGCCUUGGAAGAAAUAAAAAAAUUCCUGGUUCCAGAUUAUAAUGAUGAAAUUCGCCAGGAGCAGCUGAGAGAACUUUCGUAUUUGAACGGUUCUGAGGAUUCAUCACGUGGACGGGGCAUUCGAGGAAGAGGGAUCCGUGUGCCACCUGCAGCUCCUUCAAGGGGACGUGGGGGUGCCAUUCCUCCCCCGCUGCCUGGACGAGGUGCCCAAGCACCCCGAGGAGCGCCGGUGACGCGUGGAGCGCUCCCCGUCCCACCGGUGGCCAGGGGCGUUCCCACACCUCGAGCCAGGGGCGCCCCGUCCGUCCCGGGCUACAGACCACCCCCGCCGCCCGCACACGAGGCGUAUGAAGACUAUCCUUAUAUGCCUGUAUCUUUUUUCCCUCAUUCUGUAGCAAAAAGCCAUCAAGGAUACGAUGAUGGAUAUGGGGGUGAAUAUGAUGAUCCAAGCUAUGAGGCAUAUGAUAACAGUUAUGCCACCCAAACACAAAGUGUGCCUGAAUAUUAUGACUAUGGUCACGGAACAAGUGAAGAGGCUUAUGACAGCUACGCACAAGAAGAAUGGGCCACGACCCGUUCCAGCCUAAAGGCACCACCUCCAAGGUCAGCCAGAGGGGGUUACAGGGAACACCCCUAUGGUAGAUAUUGAAGGUCCUCCUCAUCUGUGACCUCAUCUCAAAGACAAUUAAUAGCCUGUGGUCUCCACAUAAACAGCAACAAGACAAGUAAUAGUCCAUUUCUUUUCUAUCCUAGGGAUUACUGCUCAUUAUUAUCCUAUGUACUACUUGUAUUUCCUAUAACACUGGCGUGACAUUGGCAUUAGUAUUAUUUUAUAACACGGACUUAGGAAAACAGAGACAAAAAACCUUUGGCAAACAUUGUCUAUAAACUAUUCAAAGAUGAUGUUCUGUUGGUUGUAUUCAUUCCUGUGUGUAACUAAAAAAGCAUGACACUGUUACAGCUUUUGAGUCUCUCUACAUACUAGUUAAGGCUGAGUUUCUGUUUAGGGUUGCUGAAAGACUGUAAUAUGAUUUUUUUUGAUUUUUUUUUUCAAGCUAGACAAUAAUCAAGCUGUAGAUAAGAUGUUUUAACCUGUCUUUUUUAAUAUAUGUUAGUUUAGAUUAAGAUGCUCGAUAUUAAGUUUGUAAAUUUAAUUUUAAAUGCUGUUUUAAUGGGGUUGAAAACUAGCAGCUACUGUAUGUAUGUAGCUAACUGAAGUUGUUCAGUGUUUUAACCUGUAUUUGUUAAAAAAAGUCACUUAAAGUUCCAUGUGUAAGCUUCUCUAAAUAGGAAACCAUAAUUUUGUCAAAUAUGUUUGCCAUAAUUUGUCAAUAAAGCUGAAACCUUUUGUAACAAACUAAAUUUGGAAUUACUUGUUUUCUAGCUUUAAAUGCCUGCUUUAUUUCUUUUUCAAGAGAUGCCUAAAAUGUUUUUUAUAUAAAAAUUACAAAACUGAACCCAAGCCUGUUUUAAGAUUUUUUGUGUAAGACUUUAAAAGUUGUAUUAAUAACUUCUGGUUGUUAAAUAAUAUAAAAGUUAACAAACUAAACUGUUACAUGAAUCAUGGUUAGUAUCCACUAAUGUAUAACAUGUUAAUGGAAAAAAAUGCUUUAGAACAAUAAAUGGAUUUUAAACUAUC